Molecule: messenger RNA, 2246 nt
Organism: Danaus plexippus (monarch butterfly)
Lineage: Eukaryota; Metazoa; Arthropoda; Insecta; Lepidoptera; Nymphalidae
Product: neuronal acetylcholine receptor subunit non-alpha-2-like
Exons: 6
Coding region: 883-2055 (390 amino acids)
Biological process (GO): monoatomic ion transmembrane transport
Cellular component (GO): membrane
Molecular function (GO): transmembrane signaling receptor activity; extracellular ligand-gated monoatomic ion channel activity
Source: RefSeq, a predicted model, not a curated record
AACCUUGCUGAGGAUCCUGACGACUCAAUCCACGUGGAGGCGGUCCAUCAAACUCAUGUCCUUUAUUUUUAAAAUCACUCAACACACAAAAAUAAUCAAAAAUCGUUAAAAAAGAAUCGUUGCCAACUCAAAAAGUAAAAUCAAUAGAAUAGGAGACUAGUAUGAUAUUAUAGUAGACAUGAUUCAUAUUAUGUUAGAGUAAUGUCUUCGUGUGACGUCAUCAGCUAGUUCUGUUCUUAUCAUCUAAAAAAAUAUAUUGGAAUGACUAUAGGCAAAUAUGUGACAGGAAAGUUCUCUCACGAACUGCUUCUAUCAUCUAAGUUAUCAGAAUCUAAAGUUCGUUUUGACUUCUCUUUAAGUUUAUUAAAAUAUCACACCUCGCUGCGACAUGUCGGCUUUAGUCUUUGAUGUAGCUGAUCUCGUAAAAGUUUUGUUAUAACUGGAGCUACGACCAUACAAUAUCGUAUUAGAAAUACGAAAUCCAAGGAUUAUUUCUGUUCCUUCAGGCACUAGGACUAGCUUAAAAUAUAUGUUUCACCGAAAGAAUCGUUUUGUUUUAAAGUUCUUUUGUUAAAUACAAUAGUUACAGAUGUUUUCAACAAUCGUGCCCGGCAUUAGGAUUGUCCUUGCGGCGCCGGACGCGCGCCGCGAUACUGCGCCCACGCCUCGGCGCUUACAGACACCGACAACAUUUUAUACGCCGCUCAGAGACAUUACACAGUGGCGUUGUAUAUUAUAUUAAUCAUCUUGUUCGUCUUUAGGAGGCACUUUAUUGCCUUAAUGUUUAUAUCAUACUAGCGCAGCAUGGUCAUUAUUCCAAGCUCUGUGCCGGUACCUGUUGUUAAACAAUAUAACUUCGCCAUAUAAGUGUGUAACUUCUGCAUGGAACCGACGGCUCGAGGCAGUGUCCUCCGGCAUCCAGACUUUAAAAUGUUUUCCGAACACAAGUUCAUCACGAUCAUCUUCCUUCUGUACGGUGUAAGGUUGGCAAGUGGCGAUUGCAACAACGUGACCCAGCUGUCGACACAGCUUGACCUGCUCCUGGCGGAGUACGAGCGAGCAGCUCCCCCGGCCGCCCCCGCAGACGUAGCGGCGGCCCUGGAAGUGCGACACGCCACCGUCAACGAGAGAGACGCUACCGUCAGGCUGCUCGGCACCAUGUACCUGAGCUGGGAGGACAAGCGUCUAUCUUGGAACGCGAGCGGUUGGGGCUGCGAUAGCACGUUAGUAUCAGCGGAGCGUCUGUGGCGGCCCGAGGUGCGCGUGCUGAGCGCGGCCACGGCGGGAGUAGACGGCGGCGCGGGGCCCCGGGCUCGCCUCACCAGCACCGGCCUCGUGUCUUGGCCUGUGCCAGUGGACCUGCUGGCUCCCCUCACGCUCACUCUCAGAGACUGGCCGAACGACAACCAGCAGAUCGUGUUCAAAUUCGGUUCACAGUCACACACCGUGGAAGAGUUGAAACUGACCGUCAGCAAAAAAGAGCGGUCGACCGUAUUUGAGUCUGGAACGUGGGAGCUGAUGUCGAUCCAGAGCGCCGAGGCGAGCUGGCGCCGGCUGGACUCCGAGCACAGCAUCUUAUCGUGGACAUUGAGGCUCCGGCGGCGGGCGGCAGCUCACAGUCUGUCAGCCAGCGCCAUCCUCGCCACUGCCGUGUUGCUGCUGGUCGGAGCCGCCCUGCUACCGCCGGAGACACGCGCUCCACUUUGUGCCAUAGCCGCUUUAACUGUCUCAUUAUGGUUAAUCUCCAGCCUCCCUCGCCUGGGAAGUGCGUCAUCGGCUCCGCUAGUCAUGAGUCUGUUCUGUGUCGUGAGCUGCGUGUCCUCGCUGGCGGCGGGGGGCGCAGCGCUAGUGCUCCGCGUGAGCCGCUGCUCCGCUGCUCCACCACCAGCCCUGCGCAAGUUACUCACCACCGCCUCGACCUUCUGCAAUCUUGGUCCUUCAGAGUCGAGCGGUGCGGAGUACAGCGCGUGGGCGGCGGCGGCCCAGCUGCUCGACUAUGGACUCCUGACUUCGUUCGGGCUGACGCUCAUAGUGGUAGUGUGUCUCUACCUCUAGGAUAUGACUCGGAAGGUCCGAGAGGGAGAGAAAAGUCCACAAGGAACCAUUUAGGAGGAACUGAAAUGUUCCCGGUCUAUAGUAUAACGCUAGAUAUAUUUUAAACACAAUAAGUAAUGAACUGUAUAUAUUUUAUUCGAGUGACAUGAAUAUAAUGGGAUAUUAAAAAGACUAUUGUAAUUAAUUUAAAA